AUGAUUGUACUUUCAGAGCAGAACAGACAAAUUGCUGAGGCAAAUGCUAAGAAGAAUUUCCGCCUUAUGAAAGCAUCAUGGCAUUAUCGAAUUAUCGAUUAUUACCAAGAUGGCAGCUCCUUUGACCCUAACAGUAAGACAAAGGAUAAUGCAGCGAAGGCCCUGGCGAUGGCACAGAAAAAAAUGCCCAUUUUGAACAGCUCAUCUCAGGGAGAAACACUCUAUCUAGCUGCAGCAGCAGAGUUAUGGAGAAUUGUGGCAAUGCUGCCGAGAAGUGGAACCAAUCAAAAAGGUGGGAAGUCCCCCUUGAAUGUUUCAACGUAUACUUGUCUUCGUCGUAGUGAGCGUAAUUAUCCCGCCCACAAAUUAGAAUUCCUCGCGCUCAAGUGGGCAGUGACCGACAAGUUUCACGACUAUUUGUACGGAAACAAAUUUGAAGUCACGACUGACAACAACCCCUUGACCUACAUAUUGUCAUCUGCAAAGUUAGACGCUACAGGUCAUCGUUGGGUUGCAGCUUUGUCUGCAUAUGAUUUUGAUAUUGUAUAUAAGUCAGGCAAACUUAAUUCAGAUUGUGACGGACUAAGCCGUAAGCCCCAUCUGUUCUCAGAAGAGAUCAAAGCUGUUUGUCUUGGCGUUUCUGUUUCAGUUUCUCCGGUUGAAUGUUUGUCUGGUGUAACGGCUCCUCACCUGGCCAGUGAAGAUGUUGUUCCUCCUGUUCCAGCAAUCAAUCCUGUAGAUUGGAAGGCAGAACAGUCCAACGAUCCUGACAUUUCCAAGGUCAUUUCCAUCCUACAUUCCGGUUCUCGUCCGAGGGGGGAGGAGACGUCGAAAGAUGUCAAAUCCCUACUUCGUGACUUGUCGCGUCUUUCGCUAGAUAAUGGUGUCUUAUUUAGAACCGCCUCUUUGGAUGGUGAUGAAGUCCAGCAGCUUGUCAUUCCUUCUUUUCACAGAACUUUAGCUUUUCGUGGUGUUCACGAUGACGUUGGUCAUCCUGGCAAGGAGAAAUCUCUUUGGCUCGCUCGUCAGCGUUUCUACUGGCCUGGCAUGGAGUCUGAUUUCGACCGUCGUAUUUCUUCCUGUCGUGCAUGUGUUUGUCGUAAGACCCCAGUUGUUCCGAGGGCUAACCUUGUUCCCAUUGAAACCUCGAGACCGAUGCAGCUUGUCUGUAUUGACUUUCUAAAGCUGGAUAGGUCGAAAGGUGGAUAUGAAGAUGUUCUGGUCAUUACCGAUCACUUUACUCGGUAUGCCAAAGCUAUUCCCUGCAAAAACCAGAAAGCUGUCACCACUGCGCGGGCUCUUUACGAGCAAUUCAUUGUCCAUUACUCUUUUCCCGAACAGCUACAUUCAGAUCAAGGUCGCAAUUUCGAGAGCCGGGUCAUCAAAGAGCUGUGUCGCAUCGCAGGUGUCCGGAAGACCCGUACUACUCCCUUUCAUCCCAUCGGUAAUCCAUCUGCGGAACGCUUUAACCGCACGCUCAUGCGGAUGCUAGGGACACUGAGUGAUGAUCAUAAGGGUAAUUGGAAGGAGUUUGUUCCCGCUUUGGUUCAGGCAUACAACGCCACCAAAUCCAGUUCUACGGGCUAUUCCCCUCACUUUCUCAUGUUUGGGUGGCAUCCCCGUCUUUCUGUCGAUGCUUUUCUAGGUACUUCUCCUGGCAAUGAAGGUGCCAAGUCCCAUACGUCAUAUGUUUCUCGCCUCCAAGAGCGUCUCCAAUACGCCUACCGUGUUGCUGGUGAAGCGGCGAAGAAACGUGCCAAUCAGAACAAGGUCCAGUAUGACAAGCGAGUUCGGGAGAAUAAACUUUCUGUCGGUGAUGUAGUUCUUGUCCGGAAAGUCAAUUUGCAAGGUCGCCAGAAGUUGGCAGACAAAUGGGAGAAGGAUCCAUACUCCAUAAUUGCGAUCCCCUUUCCAGAUCAGCCGAUCUUCAAGGUCCAGUUGGAAACCGGAAAAGGUCCCAUACGUACCCUACAUCGAAACAUGUUGUUGCCGUUUAUCUCCAUUCCGGAACCGGAAGACGUCACCGUCACUCCUGUCCCCAAGAAGCGGACUAGAACAUCCCGUCCUCCACCGUCACCAUCAUCUGAGUAUGACGCAGAUUCCAGCUCAUCUGAGACUUCCGUCUACAUCAUUCCACAACGAAGAGGCCAUCAACCCGCUCCUGAACCACCCACAAGCGUCAGUUAUGGCAAUACCCCAUCUUCUGCUUCUUUUCCAUCACGUCGCUCCAUUCAAUCCCCCAUAAACUCACUAAAUAGUCCCAAUGCCCCCUCUCUUGUCCCCUCUUCUAUUUCAGUGACCCCGCCGGUGCCUACUCCCAGGCCGAGGCGUACCAGGCGUCCUCCAGAGCGGUACGGAGAAGCGAAACAGACACAUCAAAUUGCUGAAGCGACUGCCGAGAAUAAUGCCCGCCUCAAGGAAGCUUUUGGCAUCAGCGAUUAUUACCGAGAUGGCAGCUCCUUUGACCCCAACAGAAAGACAAAGGAAGAUGCAACGAAGGCCCUGGCAAUGGCACAGAAAAAAUAUACUUCUAACGAAUCAGACCACGAGCCCAGCAGCAGAUCAAAGCCGGACCAGCAUCGGUCACAGUCUCGCAGAAGCCCCUCUCGGUCCAAAUCACCCGCAGAAAGGCGACCCCGGCAGGAGGUUCGACACCGCAGUGAGUCACUGUCUUCGCUGAGCCCGUCACAAUCACCAGGGCGAGGGCGAUCCCCCUCACCUUCAGACAAGCGUUCAUCUCGGAGGUCAGAUUCACCCAGCAGAGGGAGUAGCAGACAUGACAGGGAGUCACUAUCUCCCCAACAACAUAGAUCCAGAUCAGACUCGCGAGCAAGAAGGUCUCCAAGGCGUGACCGUUUGGGCUCUGACAGUAGAAUGCUCGUAAACGCCCUGUUCCAUACCAACGCCCUACACCCCCACCCAGCAGUUCCGAUAGUGAAGAUGAACGUCACUGUCACCGCCCUCGACAUCGCUGUCAUUUACGCACCAGUAGUUUCCGACACAAGACAUCACAUCGACACGGCAGCCGACGGCGUAGUCAUAGCAGUAACAGCAGUCACAGUUAUAGAUGAGAUUAAAAAAAAUGAUAGGACUCUCAUUGAGAAGGUUGUAAUAUCCAUUAUGUAA
Molecule: messenger RNA, 3126 nt
Organism: Mya arenaria
Lineage: Eukaryota; Metazoa; Mollusca; Bivalvia; Myida; Myidae
Exons: 8
Coding region: 1-3126 (1041 amino acids)
Biological process (GO): DNA integration
Molecular function (GO): nucleic acid binding
Source: RefSeq, a predicted model, not a curated record